ACUGUCAAAAUUUUCACACACGAUUUUUUAAUGGCGUCUCUCGCAUCAUCGCAAAGACCGACGUCGUUUUUGUUCCGGCUUUAGCGGUCAGUUUUGCCGUGGGUUCUGUGAAGCAAAUAGUGUAAAUUUCAUCGGAACACGAUCGCCCACUCGACAAUCGCCACCAUUGGUCCCCAACGCGGCUUCGUUUGUAGUGUUUUAGUUUCUCCUUUAGUUUCAUUCCCUAAAGAUGGAUGUGCCCCCAAAUGAUAUAGAGCUUCGGAACAUCAUCGACAAGCUCGCGGAAUUCGUUGCCCGGAACGGACCCGAGUUCGAGUCGAUGACCAAAACGAAACAGAAGGGGAACGCUAAGUUUGCUUUUCUGUACGGCGGAGAAUACUACAAUUACUACCAGUACAAAGUGGCCACCAAGCAGCAAGCUCUAAUGAAGCAACAAGGCGGUGGAAUGAAUCCUUUUAAUCAGCAACAGAACCAACAGUCACAAAACAGCAAUCAGAUGCCUCAAAUAUGGUCGAACCCUCCACCGGGUCCUCAAGUGGCACCGCAGCAGCCACCACCGCAACCGGCCAUCAAUGCCCAAAUAGCGGCCCAGAUCGAGGCCAUCACGACGCAGCAGAACGCCCUGCGGGAACAGAUCCGCCAGUCGGACAUUAAUCUUCAGGCGCAGCAUGGGGUUCUGCUCCAGCAGCAGCAGGUCCAGAUUGACGAAGCCGUAACACGGGCCCAGAACGAUGCCCUCGUGAAGCAAUCGGACGAGCACAAAAUUUCGCUCAGCGAUUUCGACGCCAUCCUGCAACCGAUCAUCGAUUCGUGCACCAAGGACAGCAUAUCGAACGGAAAAGGCUGGAUUUUACAGCAUUGUACCGAUUCGGGAAAAUGUCAAAUUAUUUCGCAGUAUCUUUUGAGAAAGGCGUUAAUUGCUGGAGUUUUGUUUGCGCAAAAGUUACAUCUCAUAUAUUUAGUAAAUGAUGUAAUCCACCACUGCAUCCGGAAGCGUAACGACGAGCUCAAGAAGUGCUUGGAGGGGGCCGUCAUUCCAAUGUUCUGCAACGCCCAAAUAACGACGGCCACCGACGAGCAGCGCGCCAAGCUGACCAAGCUGCUCUCGCUGUGGGAAUCCAAGGGCAACUUCUUCGACGCGUGCGUCAUCUCGAAGCUCAAAUCGCCGCCGUCCUCGCUGCAGGAGUACCAGAACAGCUUGCUGACGCAGUACGCCGCCAUCGUGGCCCAGAUCACCCAGGCCACCAAGAGCACCUUCGACAACUAUCAACAGCAGCACCAGGCGUUUGUUCAGCACGCGACCCAGCAGUUGGCCCUCCUCGAAAAGCAGAAGCAACAAAUUGAGCAGCAAGCGAUCAAGGCGGCGAUCGCUGCCCAGCAGCAGCAACAACAGCAACAAACUCCAGUGCCGUUACUUCCGGAGCUGUCCGGGGCUGGUGUUGGUGGUGCUAACUCAAACAAUGGCAACCCACUGCUGGGUGGUGGCCGAGGUGGAAGCGAUCGCGACGGGUCGAUUCCAUCGCUGCUUGAUCAGAACAUCAACUACAACAUGAUAUCCGGUGCUAUUCAGAACCUGCAACAGCAGCAGGGUAGAGAUCGGGACAACGGAGGAGGGGGAAGCGAUAAUCGGAGCGGUAGCUAUUCGCACUCUAACGACUCCGGCGAUGGCAACAACAACGGUGACUACUCGCAUCCGCCGCCCAACUUCCCAAUUCCGGACAUGUCGAGACCGCCGCCCUACAUGCAUCAACAGCAGCAGCAGUCUCAAUUUCCAGCCUACGACGAUGACAUCGUAGAUCGGCGCAACGAGUUUGACGAUCCGCCGAUGGAUGACGACGAACGCCGCCAUCACAACGAGGACGAAGGGGGUGAGGACGACGAAGAUGGCCAUCUUCGGCACCUCCACCCGGACGACGAUCAGCAGCCGGACUUCGCCGAGGAAAAACCACGCUCGCCAAGUCCGCAGCCGGUGCAGCCCUCGAUUCCGUACUUUGAACUGCCCGCUGGUCUCAUGGUCCCGCUCAUCAGACUCGAGGACUUCAACUACCAUCCACUGGAGCCGGAAGAGAUUCGUCUUCCACCCCCCGCUCCCCCCAACGAACGACUACUGUCCGCCGUGGAAGCGUUCUACGCACCUCCAAGCCACGAGCGGCCGCGCGAUGGCGAAGGUUGGGAAAAGCUUGCCCUGUACGAGUACUUCAAGGUGAAGAACGCGUCGCGCAAGCAAAAGGAAGAGGAAUUGGAGAGUGGCACGCGCGAACGCUCCCGCUCCCCAACUCCCAUCGAUCCGGACUGGCUGAAGGCCACCAAGAAGCCGAAAAAGCGUGUCUAUCGCUCGCGGAGUCGGUCCAAGUCGAGAGAACCCUCGCCCCGGGCACGCUCUCCACCGAUGAUGCGGCGCCGGUCCAGAAGUCGUUCACGAUCCCCACGACGAGGUCGCAACCGAAGCCCGCGAUCCCCAAUCCGACGAGAUCGACGCUCGCUAACUCCGCCCAGCUUCGGCGGGGGUGGCUUUGGAAGCAAAUCGAGCGGAAAUCCACUGCUGAUGGAAGACAAAGUUCCGCAACAGCAGCAGCAGCAGCAUCAACAGCAGCUGCCUAUGAUGAAGAUGGGUGGUGGUGGUGGUGGUGGCGGCGGCAUGGGGAUGUCUGCGGGUCCCGUUGGUGGAGAGGUUUGGGGCGGCCACGAUCGGGAAGGGUUGGGAUCGUACGGGGCGAGGAACUCGGAUCCGUACGAGAGCUUCCGAAAAAACAAGGGAGCGGCAUUUAUCACACGCAUGAAAACGCAAACGGACAGAUAAAAGGGAUUUUCUUUUUGCAGAAUUGGUACACACGAACGCUGGAUUCGUGGAUUUUAAGCAUUGGCGAUAAAUAGUGACUAGAGGUGGAAAAUCCUUAAUAAAUGAUGUAAAUGAAUUGAAAA
Culex quinquefasciatus (southern house mosquito) is the source of this 2922-nucleotide messenger RNA. It is a transcript of the gene scaf6, whose product is annotated as calcium homeostasis endoplasmic reticulum protein. Gene Ontology annotation, molecular function: RNA binding. Gene Ontology annotation, cellular component: perinuclear region of cytoplasm. Gene Ontology annotation, biological process: RNA processing; intracellular calcium ion homeostasis. Lineage: Eukaryota; Metazoa; Arthropoda; Insecta; Diptera; Culicidae. The record is from RefSeq and is a predicted model, not a curated record. The transcript is spliced from 9 exons. Bases 230 to 2800 code for a protein of 856 amino acids.